UUUUGCGGCAAAACCAAUUGGGAGCUGUCGACAAACACCUGCGGUCGUAAACGAACCAUCAUCCGAUUCAAGAGCGAGCUGCAAGCCGAGAUUCCUGCCUGGGUUCAAGACCCAAUGGUUGCUGGUAGCGGUCACGUCGAACACCAACCAGCCCUCCUCAGCAGCCCAGAUCACCCGUGAGUCGAGGAGAAAGAGCAUUUCUACAGCUGAUAAACAAAGCAUCCACUCAGGCUUCAGGAUGGGAUCUUCGGAACUCUUCCACGAAAUCGACAUGUUUCGUGACCUGUUGCUGAAAGAUGCUGAACUCAUGACGAACUCUGUUGAAGAAAUCAGCAGCAUGGAAGUGUUACAUCGCAUUGAAGAUGUUAUUCUUCAAAUAAUCACAAGUCUCUCCAACAACCAAGCUCCAGUGCUGACGGUGCCGGUGCGAUCCAGCUGGGCCAAUGUCAGUUUUCAAAGUGAAGUUGGCCUUCAGAUGAGCCCAGAUUGCUCCGUCAGCACGAUCAGAAGCGAUGAUCCAAACGGUGUCAUUAAAUUUGCACAAUUUCUCAGGAUUCUCUCCAUCAUCUAUGGACUCGUGCAGACCAAUUCCUAUGCAACUAAACGAGAUAUCUAUUACAAUGAUACUCAGCUAUUUGGAACUCAAAGUACUGUCGACAAUAUUGUGGACGAUGCCGCCUGCAUGCUGAUGGUCCCUCGUAGGUCUCUACAUGUGUUGGCGACGGCCAAAGGGUUAAUCUCAGGUGAUCUCUGCUACCGAGAAGAGGAUGGUACAAGAAUUGACUGCAGCUCUUCUGCAGCAGCUGUGGCUGUGUCGUCAAAUGUUGACGGCAUCAAGGAUAUUGUGUCAUCAGCUAAAUUUGUCUUAAUAGUUGAGAAGGAUGCUACUUUUCAGAGGCUGCUUGACGACGACUUCUGCACGAAACUCUCCCGUUGCAUCAUCAUCACAGGUAAAGGUGUGCCAGAUAUGAACAGCAGAUUGAUGGUGAGAAAGCUUUGGGACACGCUGCACAUCCCCAUCUUCGCUCUGGUGGACGCGGAUCCCCACGGAAUCGAGAUCAUGUGCAUCUACAAAUACGGAUCAGUGGCCAUGUCUUUUGAGGCCCACAACCUGACUGUCCCGGCUGUUCGGUGGCUUGGCCUCCUCCCGUCUGACCUCCUGAGGCUUGACGUUCCAAGCGAUGCCUUAAUCCCCCUGAACACGAUGGAGGAAUGCAAACUCAACUGCCUUCUCCGAAGGCCGUACAUGGAUCAGCAACCAGACUGGCAGAACGAGAUGCAGCUGAUGCAGAAAAACAAGGUCAAGGCUGAGAUUCAGUCUCUAGCAGCAAUCGCUCCGGAUUUUCUCACCAGCAUUUAUCUUCCCAACAAACUGCGCUACGGAGGAUGGAUAUAGCCCAAUGCUGCCAUCUAGUGGACUUUUAGUCCCACUACUACUGUUUUCAAUUUUUCGACAUUUUGAAGUUCGAUAGUUAUAGCCGAUCAAUACAUCUGAUGAAUGCAAUUGGUUUGUCGGACACUUAAUACUGUGUUCAUGAGUUUGUGAAUGUGGUGUUGAAAUUUCGCUCUGCAACUGAAACGAAUGUUUGAGUUAGUAUUACCAAUGACCCGUUCAAAGGGAUUUAAUGGGCUUUGUUUGCAUGUUAAAAUAAUAAAUGGAAUUAGUUAGUUUUCAAAUCUGUACUCUUUUGCGUAUACUUUUGUCAGAUAUUUUAUUCAUUCUUAAUAUGACCAUAUAUUUGCAAUUGAAUGGCUUUCCUAAUUGGACAAGUGAAAGUACAGUUGAAUCACCUGCAGUUUACAAUAUUUUGGAACCCAAAAAAACAUGAUUUCAGCAUUUACCAUCAUUUUCAAAGUAACCGCUCCUGAGUCUAAGGGAAGGUUAUGCAAGUGGAGCAAGAUGCAUCUACUUCUCAUGUCAUGGACA
Synchiropus splendidus (mandarinfish) is the source of this 1927-nucleotide messenger RNA. RefSeq names its product SPO11 initiator of meiotic double stranded breaks (gene spo11). The transcript is spliced from 15 exons. Gene Ontology annotation, biological process: meiotic DNA double-strand break formation; meiotic DNA double-strand break processing; reciprocal meiotic recombination. Gene Ontology annotation, cellular component: nuclear chromosome. NCBI's taxonomy places the organism in Eukaryota, Metazoa, Chordata, Actinopteri, Syngnathiformes, Callionymidae. Bases 239 to 1396 code for a protein of 385 amino acids. The record is from RefSeq and is a predicted model, not a curated record. Gene Ontology annotation, molecular function: ATP binding; DNA topoisomerase type II (double strand cut, ATP-hydrolyzing) activity; DNA binding.